Molecule: messenger RNA, 3844 nt
Organism: Salmo salar (Atlantic salmon)
Lineage: Eukaryota; Metazoa; Chordata; Actinopteri; Salmoniformes; Salmonidae
Product: SKI/DACH domain-containing protein 1
Source: RefSeq, a predicted model, not a curated record
AGUCUGAGGGCAUUAAUUGAUGAAGGUGUCUCCGGGCUCGCUCACUUCCCCUCUGUCAUUUUAUUUGUGGCUAACCCUGCAGCCAGGAUAGCAGCUGCAUUUAGGCUCUUAUUCGCUCUCUCUCUUUCCCUCCCUCCCCCUCUCUCUCUCUCCCUCCCUCCCUCUGUAGCUCACUCCCUACCCCUCUCUCUCUCUCUCCCUCCCUCCCUCUGUAGCUCGCUCCCUCUCCCUACCCCUCUCUUCUCUUUUUUAUCUUCUCGUUGUGGCAGUGGUAUACACCUUCCUGCCGUGCUGCCGGUCAGAGGGAGUGAGCCGGAGAGGAGAGGCAGGUAGGGGUUAGCAGACAGUCAGCAGCCGGCCUGGCGGUACAAUCCCUCGCAUUCCUCCACCAUGCCUGGUCCGGGGCAGGGCCCGAGGACAGAUGCUGUGAACCCAUCCGACACCGCUCCAUUUAACUCCGCAUCUCAAAGUUUGCCUGUCCAUGACACAGCGUGGAGGUACUAGGACGCAUCAGCAGCGACAGACUGGCGCGUCAGAAUGCCUUGAGCUCAAAACAAGGAGUUUAUUCCUUUUUCUUUUCAUAGCUGCACGAGGACAAUUGAUCGAGAUAAAUGCUUGGAUUAUUACAAUAGAGAGGGAAAAGCAACAUGGGAGACCUGAAGUGUGGGUUUGAGGAGAUGCAGGGAGUGAGGCUGGGAUACCUGCUGAUAAAAGGAAAACAAAUGUUCGCCCUCUCCCAGGUCUUCACUGACCUGCUGAAAAAUAUUCCCCGGACCACCGUGCACAAACGCAUGGACCACCUGAACGUUAAAAAACACCACUGUGAUUUGGAGGAGCUGAGAAAGCUCAAAGCAAUACAUUCUAUUGCUUUCCACGCGGCUAAAUGUACUCUGAUAUCACGAGAGGACGUGGAGGCGCUUUAUUUCUCCUGCAAAACGGAACGGGUGUUAAAAUCCAACAAAAGAAAAGCAAAGAACGCCAGUUUACCCGAGGAUGUGGGCGAGGGCAAGCUUCACGCGGACACGCACCCUACCGGGUUAUGGAAGGAGAAAGUUUGGUUAAGUUUGCACAGCGUGCCACAGACUCUUUCCCUCAACAAAUCCAGCAAGAGAGAGCAACCAACCUCGCGCCCUGACUCCAAUCUACCUCAAAUUUACAAUAAAUCCCUCGGUCAGGAUUAUUCCUUUGUCACCAAGUCGGCAUGUAAACCUAUUAAAAACUAUGAAACAGCUCAAAUACCGGGCAAUUGCGUCGCAUUUAGCCAGAGACAUUCGUUUUUCCGGAGCGUGGUGAGCCGUCAGCCGGUGUUGUUUAAGUCCGCCAUUGCUGCUCAGUCCAGGCUCUCUGCAGCCGGCGACCUACUUCACAAAAGGAAGAGGAGGCGCGAGGGGGGCGGCGGCAGGGAUAGGGACAGCGGCGGCGCGAGGCAGUCGUGGAGCAGGAGCAGACACACACACUCACACACUCACCCUCACGCACACCACCCGGUGCUUCUCGUGCAGCCCAAGUGCUGCAGCAAGCCAAAAACCCAGCACAACCACAACGGUUCAGCUCUGGGCCAUUUCCAUCUUGGGCACGAGUUUUACCUCGACCACGGAGCUCACCCCCAUCCUCACCAGCAGCAACAUGUAGGGGGUUUCCCGGAGAGCUACAGCAGUGACACCGAAUCCAGCUGCUACUCAGAGCGGCUCAACAACGACUCAGACUUCGGCUCCAAUUUAUCCACAAGCAGCAACUCUGGGACCUCUGAUGAGGAGGAAGAUGAGGAGGAUGAAGAGGAGAGCCCGUUGGAGAGUUCUGAGGUCAGUUCUGACGAGGAGAGUUCAUCUCAGUCUGACAGCAGCUCUGUGUCCAGUCAGGUUUCUGUCCAGUCCAUCCGCUUCAGGAGGGCCCGGUUCUCCUCUGUCAACGCAACCAAAAAUAUCACCACUAGAACUCUGCCUAACGCUAAACCUCUGUCCACUACUCUCUCCGGCACUAGAACUCAGUCCAACAGUAUAACUCUCUCGCACACUAAAGCACCUUUGCUCCUGCAGCCUACCUUCCACUACAGCCACAAGCAGCAGCCAUCUAUACCGGUUGUCCAGGGUGGAACCAGCCAGGUGGACUAUGCCAGUCCAAGGAAACAACAGAAAUAUGAGUUUACAGUCAGGGAGGCCAAGCAGGACGCACACACACACAGGUUCAGCUCGCCUGUCAUCCAGGGGUGUUGUUUCACUGAGAGGAGAGACAGGAAGGUUCCCGAGUCCCAGGUCCAGACCCAAAGAGAGAUAAAGAGAGCCGAGCUGGUGUCCAGAACAGUUUACGCACUGAGCCCCUCACCUAACCCCAACGGGAACAAAGCGGUUCCUCCGCACAGGACACCGGGACACGCAAACAAAUGCCCCCCAGUCCUGAGCUCACACUGCGCCCAUGACAAAGACACAAAGCACUCCAAGCCUACAGACAACAACCAGCUUUCAUUAGCUGCAAAUCUAAAGAGAGAGGUGAGAAUUAGCCCAAGCCUGAAACUGCCCUCUCCGCUCAAAACCAUUAAGACUGAGCCGGAAGAGCUCUCAGUGGCCGCGGGUCCCCUCCCCAACAGUGGCAGGGGGGUCAAGACUCCCCCCUUCAACCUGCAGAAUGUGAAAAUCAAAGUGGAGCAAAGCUAUGAUGAAUUCGAAUACAACAGCCAGGCCUCCGGGUUCCACUGCAAAGGAGACGAGGCGGAUAUCAACAAUGGCCAGUACCCCGGCGGCGACAUCAAACACGCUGCUGGCUGUUUCAACAACGAGACCAAAGCCAUUGAAAGUUCUGCUGGGGCUCCCAAGUCCUCAUCCGGCUUGCAGGAAUGCAGGAGCACUCGAGACACCUCUUGUUCGGAGGAGGGGGAGUAUAAAAACGGAGUUGGGGUCAGGAAAAACUGCAAGACUCUGGUUCUGGGGAAGGAGCCUGGAAUUUCGAGGGCGCAAGCGAAACAGAACGUGUCCAAAGUUGACAGGACUUUAUCUUCUCGUCCCGUGGGCAAAGCAGAGAUUUGUGAUGGAAAUAUUGAGCAUCUAACAGGGGCGAGUAAACGAAAACGCGCGUCCAGUAAUGUAGCACCCUCUCUGAAGAGGCCUUUCAGCUUCAUGGCGAAUUUCCCCGCUCCUCCGUCCCUGGUUGUGGGCAUCGACGGGGAUUUAAGCCCAGCUUACUCUCUGAACUCUCUGGGGGGACCCCGACCUCCCACCCGCUCUCACCCCGUGUGGCGGUGGCAGCCUGGCGGUCGGACAGUCCCUCCCCCAUCCGCUCAGAGAAUCAGGAAAUGUUGACGCUUUUUUCUUUGACAAGAACAACCGCAACAACAACAAAAGCCUGGAUGGAAACCUACAGUACCUUGACUACAACAUAAGUCUUAAAGUGAAUGGGAGGCACUAAUGUAUUGCGUCCUUCAGUUGUUUUUAUUUAAAUGUUUUCCUUUAUUUGAUGUUGUGGAUUUAAAACGUUCCUCGUUGUUGUGGAGUUUUAGAUCAGUAAUACAUACACUGCUAUUCUCCAUAAUGCGCGGAUCGUCUUUGAGCCUCUCUUCCUAUGCCACUGGAUGACCUCUCCUCGUGGAUUUAUUCUGACUAACUAAUUCUAAAUAAGCUAUCCACCAUAAGCAAUAGGCUACACGAUUUGGCAAAAUGUGCUUACUUUCAUUUGUAUCGGAUGUUUUUAUGUUUCUGUUCCCCUUGACGCUGGACCCGUUGGAUUGUACCAGGGUUUCAGCUCAACCUGUUGGAUUUUACCAGGGUUUCAGUGAAGUAAACAUUUGUGCUGUGCUGCCUUUGUGGUGAGAGAACGAGAGGGGAAGGCUCCCUCAUAAAAAUCACAGCACUCC